This is a messenger RNA of Paramecium sonneborni, 979 nucleotides long. The record is from the annotation of a GenBank genome assembly. Lineage: Eukaryota; Ciliophora; Oligohymenophorea; Peniculida; Parameciidae.
AUGUUAUUUAUAUUAUUAGUUAUUACUUAAGUGUAUUCUUAGGAUGAAUAUUUAUGUGGUAGAGGGGAAAGAUAGUCUCCUAUUAGUAUUACAGACACAUUUGUAAAUAAUUAAUAAUAUAUAUUUCCUUUAUCAGGAUGCUAAAUACUAUAAACUUGAAUUAAGAUUUAAAGAUGAUGUUCUAGUAGGGCAAAAGGAUAAUGAAAGUCAAUCUAGACGAUAUAUUUUUACUGAUGAUCCAACUAGGCAAAUUCCAGAAUUUAGAAUGUUAGGGCAUGAUCCUCAUGGAUUAAUGGUUGGUUAUAGACCAAGAGAAUUUUAAUUAAUUGCUCCAGCUGAACAUUAGAUAUAUGAAUAAAAUUUUGAUUUAGAACUUGUGAUUUGGGGAGACUUACUAAAUAUUUACAAGAAUCCCAAUAUUAAAGGAGGGCUGUCUUUUUUUUUUAAAGUAAUUGAUUAGAAUGAAAUAAUUUAAGAAAAUCAAACAUUGAUUACUUAUCCUUAGGUUUUUAAUGUAAAUUUAAUCCAUAUUUCAAGUUAACUGAAGAAAGAGAUUAAUUAUCAAUAAAUAUGAUUAAUUUGGCUUCUCAUUUAAAAAAUCAUGAAAAAUAUAUUACUUACAGAGGCAGCAUAACUUGGGGAAAUUGUGAUGAAAUUGUAGAUAGAUUUUUAAUACCUCAAGUAUUCCCAAUAUCUUAAGAUCAAGUACAAAAAUAUAUUUAAUUUUUAGUUAGAUCAAAUAUUAGCUGUGAAAUAAAUAAAUAAUCCAUAUCCUUUGUAGGAUAUUCAUAAAAGAAGGAUUGUAAAGGGAAGUUUGAUAAUAGAUGAUGAAACAUCAGCAAAUUAUAAUCCAAUCUAUAGAUUUUUGUCCUUGACUUUUAUAGCCUUUUUAUUUUUUUUAAUUUUUGCUCUUUUUAUUAAGGAAUAAAGAGAAAAAAGAAGGAUAGAAUAGUCUAAGAAAUUCAAAAGUGGAAGUUGA